Messenger RNA from Glycine soja, 1805 nucleotides. RefSeq names its product 3-dehydrosphinganine reductase TSC10A-like. The coding region runs from base 180 to 1190 and encodes 336 amino acids. Gene Ontology annotation, cellular component: endoplasmic reticulum membrane. Gene Ontology annotation, biological process: sphingolipid biosynthetic process. Gene Ontology annotation, molecular function: 3-dehydrosphinganine reductase activity. NCBI's taxonomy places the organism in Eukaryota, Viridiplantae, Streptophyta, Magnoliopsida, Fabales, Fabaceae. The transcript is spliced from 4 exons. The record is from RefSeq and is a predicted model, not a curated record.
UAGUAAACAAACGGAGUCAAGCCUUACCUAGGCCGAGCCAAAAGCUCAGCAGCUACUCGGCUCAUCCUCGUCCCUCGUUGUUACUUAGUGCAGGUAAGUUAAGAAAAUGGUAUCCAUUUCCCAAGCACACCAUUGACUUGGUACAGUUUCGAGGGCGCAUCAUCAUCACCGAUUCACCGAUGGGUGACGCGAACUUCGCCUUCUUUGUUCUCUUUCUUCUUCCCGUGUUUCUUCUGGCGGUGCUCUACUUCCUGGUCCGUCCGCGUCCCGUGAAGAUCCCGAUCAAGAACCGGCACGUUUUCAUCACGGGCGGAUCCAGCGGUAUCGGGCUGGCGCUGGCGCACCGCGCGGCGGCGGAGGGUGCGCGCGUCUCGAUCCUCGCCCGGUCACCGGACAAGCUAGAGGAGGCGCGCAACGCGAUCCGCCUCGCCACAGGGAUGGAGGUGGCGGCAUUCGCGGCAGACGUGCGGGACUUCGAGGCGGUGAAGCGCGCGGUCGACGAUGCGGGCCCCAUCGACGUGCUGCUGCUGAACCACGGCGUCUUCGUGGCGCUGGAGCUGGAUAAGAUGGAACUGAGUGAGGUCAAGUUCACCAUGGACGUAAAUCUCAUGGGAACGUUGAAUCUCAUCAAGGCCGCGCUGCCUGCAAUGAAGAACCGCAACGAUCCGCUGCCCGCUUCCAUUGCUCUUGUUUCCUCACAGGCCGGUCAGGUGGGAAUUUAUGGUUAUGUAGCUUAUUCGGCAAGUAAAUUUGGUCUUCGUGGUUUAGCAGAAUCAUUGCAACAAGAGGUUAUAGAAGAUAACAUUCAUGUUUCUAUGAUAUUCCCUCCAGAUACGGAUACUCCUGGGUUAGCAGAAGAAAACAAGAGAAGACCGGAGCUCACCAAAAUCAUUACAGCCUCCUCUGGUUCUAUGAAAGCUGAUGAAGUUGCUCAGAAAGCUUUGGAUGGUAUAAAAUGUGGCGAUUUUAUUGUUUCUUGCAAUUUCGAGGGAAUUGCACUAUCCCUAGCAACUGCAGGUUUAUCCCCUCAGAGGUCUUUCUUAAUGGCGUUUCUUGAGGUUGUUGCUGCUGGAAUCCUACGGAUUGUUGCACUAGGUAUGCAGUGGACUUGGUAUAGAAGUAUAGAGAAAUAUCACAGCCAAAGGAAGGAGGUCAAGCCUUCGUUGAUAAAGAAAAUAUUGAAAUGGUAAUUUUUAUUUAGCUUUGGGCUUGUGUCUAAAAAGCACUAUCUGGCAUGAGAAACUGCAUAUACAAGAACACAACACACAGCAAAAUCUGAAGUGUUCCACUAGGAUUUGAAGUGUCAUGUCUGAUUCAAGUGUACGUGUCUGACAUGUGACACCAACUGGCAUGAGACAACAUAUACGAGAAGGACUACGAAGGACUAAGAAGUACUAACUCAAGUGUUUGAAAUGGUAAAUUUUAUUUAGCAUUGAACUUUUGUCUAAAAAGCACCAACGGACACGAGACACAGCAUAUACAAGGACACAACACACUUCAAAAUCUGAAGUGUCCCACUAGGAUUUGAUCAAGUGUAUCUAUACAUGACCUUCCUUUAAUGUGUCUGUGCUUCAAAGGUUCUGUUGCUGGCUAUUUUUAUAAUUAAAAUCCAUACUUAUCUUUGUUGCUGACAGGCCUCUCUGGCUUAUUCAACGCAAUAGUCUGUUAGAAAUGAAAAUAUUCCGUGUCAGUAAAACAGCUAGCAUCUCAACAAUGUAUAAGUGAAAUCAGUACUGUAAAGUGUACAUUAUUUUGUGUUUAUAUAAUAUAUUUACAUUUUAAUAAAUGAAUUUGAUUUUGACUUC